ACGGGUCCUUGACCAUGCUUUCGGUCUGCCUUCCAGGGCCAAGGUGGCAGUGAUGCUGACGCUGGCAAGCAAGCUGAAGCGGGAAGAUGGUCUCAAAGGGUCCCGGACGUCAGCCGCGGCCUCCGACUCCACUCGGAGGGUGUCCGUGAGAGACAGGCUGCUCGUUAAAGAGGUUGCAGAACUCGAAGCGAACUUACCCUGAACCCCCGCCAGACCCAGACCCCUGCUGGCCUGGUGCGCGUGGGCAUGGAGCGCCGCCAUCUGGGUCAGCAGCGUCAUUUCACCAGUGAAGCAAGCCAAGGUACAUGUAAAGUGCAUUUUCCUGAUCCAAACAAGCUUCAUUGCUUUCAGCUAACUGUAACCCCAGAUGAGGGUUACUACCAGGGCGGAAAAUUUCAGUUUGAAACUGAGGUUCCGGACGCAUACAACAUGGUGCCCCCCAAGGUGAAAUGCUUGACCAGGAUCUGGCACCCCAACAUCACAGAGACGGGCGAGAUAUGUCUGAGUUUGCUGCGAGAACAUUCGAUUGACGGCACUGGCUGGGCUCCCACAAGGACGUUAAAGGAUGUUGUUUGGGGAUUAAACUCUUUGUUUACUGAUCUUCUGAAUUUUGACGACCCACUGAACAUCGAAGCUGCAGAGCAUCACUUGAGGGACAAGGAGGACUUCCGGAACAAAGUGGGAGACUACAUCAAGCAUUAUGCCAGAUGAUGGCGGGAAGACCACAGGGCCUCCAGCUCACACCACGGGAGCCCGCCACCCACACAGUCCUCGUGAGCCCUCAGCCCCACUGGGUCGUCCGGGUCCCGAGGGGGAGCCCCUUCACGACUGCCGCUGGACGGGGAGCUCCGUGCGAUCCAGCAGGAAACGUGUCCGCGUUCUGAAGGGCUGUCUGCGUACCUUCACAUGUUUACUUUCCUGAAACUGUACUGUGUAGGCUGUUGAGAUCCGUGAGAAGUUGUAAUGAACUCAGAAUUGAAGCUAGAGCUCGCUUCUUCCCCUUUCCCGAAAGCUCACUCCCUCCCCGCACCACUGCCGCUAAAUGAGGAGCCGCCGCAGACUGUGAUCGCAGACUGUGAUCGGAUGCAGACCGUCUUAGCUCCUUCCAGGAAUGGUGGCCCUGCCCAGGUGUCGCGAAGCUUCCCAGAACGCAGUCAUUCACUGUAGAUCUCUUACUGAAAGGCAUAUUUUAUUUAAUGUAAGUAUAUUUUGGAACAGAUUUGUAAUUUGUACAAUUUAAUGCUUUAAUUAUUUUUUUCUAUUCUCAUUUAGUUUGUAUUUUCAUUGUAUAGAGCAGACAGAAAGAUAUUGGGUCAAGCAACUAUUGAAGAGAAAUACAAAAAAAUGUGAAAGACACGUUAUUCAUUCUGUCCAAAUGCAACGAGAAUCCGACUUUUAAAAAUCAGCUCUUGAUUUCAGGUCCAGAUGGGGCAAGGAAGCGUUAGAACCUUCUGAAGCUAGAUCUGGACGAUUUGAAACAUAGAAGGCAGGGAGACUGGUUCUCACGUGCCGCCCGGGGGGCCGGGCUGGAGCCAGCCAGGCGGGGCAGGUGUCUGCAGUGUUCACGUGCCCGCGAGCCUGUGGGCAAAGGCUGUGUGUCAGAGAGCCAGACCCUCGUGUCCUGACGGACAGGAGAGGAACCUCGGGGAGCAGCCGAACAAUGCCUGAUGCCGCUGAGACUGUGCCCGUGGCCCUCUGCGUUUGCCGUGAUUCCGAGGCUGCGGAGGGCGGAGCAGCAGCAGCACACAGCCCAGCCGCGGGUCAGGGCCGCGGGUCAGGCCAGGGGCACCGAGGAGAGGCGUGGCCCUCCUCCGGCGUUAGACACCUGAGCCCGUGACGUCAUGUGCAAAGUCUGUGUUGGUUUGUUUCAUGUGCCGCCUGCCUACCGCUCUCCAGUUCAGCCGACAGCCUCCUCAGACCUCUGCAUUCCCCCGUCUGCCAUCCGCCCAGGCUGCUCGGCUUGUCUUUUGUCAAAAAUCUGAUGACGAGAUCGGUCUGCCCUGGGGAUGGCGAGGGGAGGAAUGCAGGCCCUGCUUCCCGUUUGCGGUCAGGAAUUCUGCCCGUUGGACUUGAGGAUGGCCCUGACCAGCGGGAAGGUGGUGCUGGAUAGAGGGCAGGUUGGCGUCUGAGUGCCGCAGCCUCUGUCGGGGGCAGGGGCCCCUGGCUCCCGAGGCCUAGCCCUGCACCGCAGGUGGCUCCAUUUUAAUUACGCUCUAACCAAUGUCACUAGAACUCCCUAACCCAGCACUGGGCUGGCCUCGGCCAGGUGGGUCAGGAGGCCAGCAGCAGGCCUGCCCACGUGCCUGAUUCUGCCCCAUGACCUAUGGCACGUGGUUCCCUGCCUGACGCCAACCCGAGGCCUCAAUCCUGGCACAUCUCUCAGUGGCUGCUGGGGCGAGUGAGGGCUGCACAGCUGGCACAGGUGGAGGGGGAAGUGGCGAUGCCACCACCUGUAGCUCCGUGGAAGCGUGCGCUCGCUGGAGGUGAGACCGCCUCUGGGCCUGAGCGAGGCGGCACUGCCGGUUCUAACCCCAGAACAUGUGCACAACAGAAACUCCACGCUCUGUCAGGGAUCACGUAAUUCUUCAGAAAUGACGUUUCCACAGAACUGGAUCAUCCCUUGCUGCCCAGUGGGACCCCACCCUAAGGUGCACACCCAGCUCAGCCCGCUGCCCGGGCGCCCGGUGCUGGCUGUGCACUCUGACUAACAGGCCUCCUGGCUUCUUGGGGCUUCAGAUCUGCGGGAAGUGGGAACGCUGAGCCCCUGUCCAGAGGUGGCCCUGGAGCCGGAUAGGGGCAGCUGGCCGUGGAGACGAGAAGCUCCCGGAUGCUCUGACAUUCCUUGGGGCCCCAUGACUCUGGUACCUAGGAUUUGCUAGGUGAGCUGUGUGGGCUUCAAGCACACCUGCAAAGUUCCAGGGUAGCUUCCAGGCGGGAAACGGCUCAUCUUGCCUCUUAGGCGCGCCCCCUACUCCCGCCUCACGCCCCCUGCAGUCCCAGGGCGCUGGGCGACGUGCUCCUGCCGAGCACCCAUCUGCCGCCGCGCGCCUUUCUCCCUGCUGUUUUCGUCACUGCACUUGGGGCGUCGCAGAGCGCUGGCCCCAGGGGGCAGAGUCUUUGGUUACGGUGAACCUCACAAGACGGCCCGUGCCACAUGCCCUCGUCUCCUUGGAGGGCUGUGUCAGCUUUCCACCCGCUGCAGAGCAGGCCGGGUGUGUACUGGCUACAGAAGUCACUGCAGCAUCAAUGUCACAGAAAAGACUGGAGAGCUGCUGCCGGCCGUUUGCAGUAACUAGGACAUCGACGUGAGCUGGGAGAGCGGGCACCGUGGUGUUUGCCAGUCGAAAUGUUUCUAUUUCCCUCUGCCCACAGUGGCACCCCUGGGACUCGCAUACUUGCCUGGGACGGUUUCAUGGGAUGCGGGAGGCCGCACUGUCCUUCCCCAUGACAUGGCCCCAGCCAGGCCAGUCUCGGCAGAGGCUCGGGCCACAUGGCAGCAAAGCCAGCACGUCUGUCUUAUGGCCGCAGAAGCAGCUGGAACAGCCCUUCUGCCGGGCUCUGGAGCUUAGCGAAAGUCCCAGAGGCAAACUCCUGGGCAGUGAUGGCGUGUGCAGGGGCGAAGCCCGCUGCUCCCUGGAGUUGCUCAUUUGCCCAACUCACCUUUAAAGCACUGCAAACAAAAUCAUAAAUUCCUGUUAAUAUCAGACCUGUGGCUGAUCUGAUUAUUAAAAUUUUCUUUUUCAUAUAAAAAUUCCAACAAGAUGUCGGCUACCGCUUGUGGUUUGUAACCAGACACUCAUGUCCCUGCUAGUGUAAUCUAUUCCAGGAUGCUUUUCACUUUCGUCCACUUAAAAAUGUUUAAUUUUGGAAAGUCAGGUUUGCUACAAGUUCAUUAAUUCUUCAUAAAAUAAAGUGUGUCCAGUAAAACGUUAA
This is a messenger RNA of Pteropus alecto (black flying fox), 3933 nucleotides long. It is a transcript of the gene UBE2F, whose product is annotated as ubiquitin conjugating enzyme E2 F (putative). Gene Ontology annotation, cellular component: nucleus. NCBI's taxonomy places the organism in Eukaryota, Metazoa, Chordata, Mammalia, Chiroptera, Pteropodidae. Gene Ontology annotation, molecular function: NEDD8 transferase activity. The transcript is spliced from 10 exons. Gene Ontology annotation, biological process: protein neddylation. Bases 247 to 711 code for a protein of 154 amino acids. The record is from RefSeq and is a predicted model, not a curated record.